Messenger RNA from Pyricularia pennisetigena, 747 nucleotides. RefSeq lists its product as uncharacterized. The coding region runs from base 1 to 747 and encodes 248 amino acids. The record is from RefSeq and is a predicted model, not a curated record. Lineage: Eukaryota; Fungi; Ascomycota; Sordariomycetes; Magnaporthales; Pyriculariaceae. The transcript has 3 exons.
AUGACGGUCCUCAAGCUUGUACUCGGCCUCGUUAUGGUGGCCUUCAAGGCCAUAGCCGAGACCCCAUCGACUUCCGAGGUCUCCCUGGCGCAGCUCAUGGGCGGCGUCGACUUCUCACCCAUCGAAGUUCGGCAGGAGGGCACAUGCGCUCCUGGAUCCGUCCGCUGCAACAGUGGCUGCAUGCCUGUAGGAUCCGUUUGCUGCACUCGCGGCUACUGUCAAACAGGGGAGUACUGCUCAAGCAGCAACACCUGCUGCCCUAUUGGCAAGACUUGCUCAGGCCCGGGAGUCUGUCGGGAUGAACAAGUGAGGUGCAAUACUGGCUGCAUUCCCAAAAGCAAAGUAUGCUGUCUGACCGGCUACUGCGACGCCGGUGAGACCUGCCUGGCAAACGGAAGAUGCGGUACGGGCGGCGGCGGCGGUGGUGGCGGCGGCAGCAGCAGCAGCAGUAGCAGCGCAACAGCCUCAAGCCGGUCUUCCUCGCCGACAACCACUCGCUCCUCAUCCUCGACCACGCGAACCACGCGCACAACCGCCCUCUCCACCCCGACACCAACCACCAACACUGACCCCUUUUUUGGGAUUCCAACCGCGACCGGCCCCAGGGCUGGAGAUCCAACCACAACGGGGCCCAGGGCCGGGGAUCCGUCCACGUCUCCUGGACCGACAGGAGCUGCUAUUCGCGGGCAGCAGCUCUCUGGAUUGGCCGCGGGGCUUGUGAUAGUGGUGGGAGGUGUGCUGCUGUGA